CUAUUGGUUUUUGGUUCAGUUGUGUCGUGUGGUGGAAGUUGAAGGUGUCUUGCGGUCUUGGUCUUGCUUCGCUCUUUGCGGGGUUGUGUUUGUUUUGUAGUUUGUACCCGAAGUUAUAAAUAAUAGUAUUACUUCCAUUAAAUGUUAAUGUAAACAAUACUAUAGCUAAUAGCUGCAUGUUGCCACGAUGGACACUACUAAAACAAAUAUAGAAAAUGCUUGCGUCAUCGUAUUGGGCGAUAUUGGUAGGAGCCCGCGAAUGCAAUAUCAUGUUAAAAGCCUCUCUGAGACCCGAUUCUUUGUUGAUUUGAUUGGCUAUGUAGAGACACAACCACUGCUUGAUAUAACAAAUAACUCUAAUGUGAGAAUUCACCCACUAAUUCCGUUCCCGGACUUGAAUCUUCCCACCAUGGUGAAAUAUGUUUUUAAAACAAUGUGGCAAGCGCUAACUUUGCUGAUUGCGCUUAUCAGCGUUGGAAGACCUAAAUUCAUACUAUGCCAAAAUCCUCCGGCGAUUCCAACAGUAAUUGUUUGUCAGGUAUACUGCUUUUUUGCGAGAUCCACGAAACUAAUUAUUGACUGGCACAACUAUACGCAUACUAUUUUGGCGAUAAAUUCUAAUAAAAAUAGUCAAAUUGUUAAGAUGGCAAGGCUAAUUGAGUCUCAUUUCGGUCGAAAAGCGCAUGUCAAUUUGUGUGUGACGAGGGCGAUGCAAAAGAACCUAGACGAAAUUUUCAACAUAAGAUCAACGGUCUUGUAUGACCGGCCACCAAACCAAUUUCAACCUACUUGUAUCGAAGAAAAACAUGAGCUAUUCAUGAAGCUAUCGAAAACGAUUCCGUUGUUUAAGGGAAGUGAAUCUGAUCGAAAGGAAACUGAAGAGUUUCUUGAGUCAUCAGCAUUUACCAUAAAGUAUAUUGAUGGACAGGUUAAAUUCAAACCUGGUCGAUCGGGAAUCUUGAUAUCUAGCACUAGCUGGACUCCUGACGAGGAUUUUAGCAUUUUGCUUACCGCACUAGAACUGUACGAAAAGGUGGCGACUAGUGAUGUUUUGCAUUAUCCGCACUUGGUCUGUAUUAUAACAGGCAAGGGACCAUUAAAGGAAUACUACAUAUCAAUAAUAAACAGCAAAGUGUGGAAAAAAGUAAGUAUCAUCACACCGUGGCUAGAAAAUGAUGAUUAUCCUAAGUUACUAAGCACUGGUGAUUUGGGGGUGUGUCUGCACUACAGCUCUAGUGGCUUAGAUCUGCCCAUGAAGAUAGUCGAUAUGUUUGGUUCUGGACUACCCGUGUGCGCAAUCAAGUUUCAGUGCCUCGAGGAGCUAGUGCGUCAUGGAGAAAAUGGUUUUGUUUUUGAUAAUGCUGCGGAGCUUUCUGAAUUAAUCUGUACGUGGUUUCGAAACUUUCCUAACAAUUUCGCCAUAAUCAAUCACAAGGAAGUGAUCAAUCAAAAUCUCACAAAAUUUCAGCAGCUCCGUUGGGACGAAAAUUGGAAAAAAAAUGUACAAAAUAUAUUAGACAGGUUAUAGAUAUUUAGUAUGCAAAACGAUAAAUUUUUACGUAAAGAUAACAUUAGCUAAGUGUUUUUCAUAACUAAUUCUUGUUUUUAUUAGGCUCAGAAGUGCAAGCUCAGCGGCGCCCCGUUCCCUUGAUUUUUUUCUGCAGAAUGAAUAUGCUGGAACCUGGACCUGGACAGUGAACACUGUCUAAUAUUUUGUCAUUGUUAGCAGCUAGGACAGGACGUGCCAAGUGUACUACCGCGGCGUUGACUUAAAAUUGACCCAAUUUCUGAUUGGCUGAAAGCGACGAGCAACCGUUGACUGGAAAAUAUAACGCGGUAUCGCUUUCAGUGUUGCUGAAACUCAUUAGUGGGAUUAGAGUGGCGAUAAUGUCAAAAUUGGAAUGAUAAUUAUCUGUCAGUCUCAUUCCAAUCGAGCAGACGACCAAUCCAACGCAUACGUAGGAAAGAGAAAGAAAAUAAGCAUUGCUAGAGUAUUGCAUACUUUUGGGAUGACAUGUCGCCACUCUGUAUAUAGUCAUUCU
Sabethes cyaneus is the source of this 2042-nucleotide messenger RNA. It is a transcript of the gene Alg1, whose product is annotated as chitobiosyldiphosphodolichol beta-mannosyltransferase. Bases 188 to 1528 code for a protein of 446 amino acids. Gene Ontology annotation, molecular function: mannosyltransferase activity. Lineage: Eukaryota; Metazoa; Arthropoda; Insecta; Diptera; Culicidae. The transcript has 4 exons. The record is from RefSeq and is a predicted model, not a curated record. Gene Ontology annotation, cellular component: endoplasmic reticulum.